AUGUCUUACGAAUGGCAGGCUCCCAAAGAAGGGGAGGUUAGAUCUCCUUGCCCUGCUCUAAAUGCUAUGGCUAAUCAUGGUUAUUUGCCUCGUGACGGAAAAGGCAUAACACCGAAACAAUUAUUCGAAGCUCUUCAGAAGACUUUUAAUGAAGACACUUUAUUAGCAAUGUUUCAGGUGGCUGGUUGUUUUACAUUAUACGGAAAAUGGUUUGCAGGAAAAAUAUCGUUAGAAGAUCUUCAUAAACAUGGUAACCUCGAGCACGACGUAUCCUUAUGUCAUGUGGACAGUGCGCUAGGUGAGAAUUGGGUGGUAAAAAAAGACUUAGUUGAUCAAUUGAUUGCCAACGCCAUUGACGGGAAAAUUAAAUCGGAAUCCCUCAUAAAUACAUUCCGAGCGCGCUAUCUGGAUUCGAAAAAAAAUAAUCCGGAUUUUACCUUCGGCCGUUUUCAAGUACAACUUGCCUCGGGUGAAUAUUCUUUAUUUCUAAAUAUUAUCGGUGCAAAUACAAAUAAAGAAGUGGAUACCAGGAUUGCAGAAAUGUUUUUUCAUGAAGAAAGAUUAGCCGACGAAUGGACACGGCCGGAUUCAUCAGUGUCGCUUCCUACAAUACUCGGAACUAAUAAUGAAAUUUCGAAGAUAAUGAAUGAGGAAAUCAAGAAGUUAACAUCGUAA
Cetraspora pellucida is the source of this 675-nucleotide messenger RNA. NCBI's taxonomy places the organism in Eukaryota, Fungi, Glomeromycota, Glomeromycetes, Diversisporales, Gigasporaceae. The record is from the annotation of a GenBank genome assembly.